AAGCAUUUGAGCAGUCCUAAAACUUAACUUGUGAGAUGAAUUCCAUAAUUUUCAUCUCAUUGGUAAUGUCAGUGUUUGAUCAACCAUUCAAAAAUGAUCAGAAUUGGAACAACUAUAAGAUCGAGUAUAGCAAAAACUAUCUCAAUAGACAAGAAGAAGUUCAUCGCUACAACAACUUCAAGUUAAAAGACGAACAAAUUAAGGCACACAAUAUAAAUUAUUUAAAAGGGAAAACUGGAUACAAAAUGGGACACAAUGAAUUUUCGGAUUUGAGUCAUGAAGAAUUUGCAGCAAUUUAUCUUCAUCCAAUAAAGCCAAAGCAGGAUGAUACUGAAUUAUCCUUCAACACAUCCUUCACAGACCCAGACGAAUUAUCAUACAAAAAUUAUUGUUUUUCACCAUUAAAUCAAGGCAGUUGUGGAAGCUGUUGGGCCUUUGCUGCUGCUGCUCAAGUUGAAGCUCAAUUAAAGAGGAAAUAUUCGGAUUUUAGUCAGUAUAUAUCUCCUCAGUAUUUACUCGAUUGCUCAAAUGGUGGAAGUUGCGAUGGUGGACAGUCUGAAACUGCUUUAGCUUUCAUGAAGAAUAACGGAAUUGUGGGCCUUAAAGACUAUCCUUACACUGGUACAAAGAACAGCUGCAAUAAUAACACUCCGAAACUUCCUCAGAAAAUUCAGUCAACAUCCAGCUACUUUAUAUCUGGAGAUGAAGAAAGUUUAAAGAAAGUCUUAAUAAAUACUGGACCUGUCGUCGUUUAUAUUCAAAUCGUAAGUAGUUUCUAUAACUAUAAGGAAGGAAUCUACUUUGACCAAAGUUGUCAAUCGAAUUGCAAUAACAUCAAUCAUGCUGUCCUUUUGGUGGGAUAUGGAACUGACAAAACAUCAUUCACGGAACCUGUUGAUUAUUGGAUAAUCAAAAAUAGUUGGGGAAAAACUUGGGGUGACAACGGGAGUAAAGGGCUCCUUUCGUUCCUCUUAGGGCUCUCACUUAUCGGACGUGUAAUGAAGUCAAUAAUAUUUAUAUCACUGGCACUGUCAGUUUUUGAUCAGCCACAUCAACAUGAUCAGCAUUGGUUGACUUACAAGACCAAAUUUAACAAGCAAUAUCCCAGUAAGCAGGAAGAGGUCACUAGAUACAAAAACUUUAAAUUAAAAGAUGUCAUGAUCGAUCAGCAUAAUGAAAAAUAUUCGAAAGGACUUGCUACAUACAAAAUGGGACAUAAUCAAUUUUCGGACAUGAGUAAAGAAGAAUUUAGACAAAAGUAUCUACAUCCAAUUAAAGGCACACCUCGAGUUCCACAAAGAAUCGUCAACAUAACUCGGCCACAUUUGCCUGAAGAGAUUUCGUACCAAGAAUUCUGUAUGCCACCAUUAGACCAAGGAAACUGUGGAAGCUGUUGGGCCUUUGCAUCAGCAGCUCAAGUUGAGGCACAGUUAAAAAGAGAUGAUUCUAAUUAUGACACCUAUUUAUCACCUCAGUAUAUUAUGGAUUGUGCAGGAGCAGGUUCUUGCGAUGGUGGAUAUCCUAAUGAAGCUUUAGCAUUUUUGAAAAAGAAUGGUCUUGUGGCUUUAUCAGAUUAUGAAUAUGUAGGAACGGAUGAAGAUUGUCAGGAGGAUGUAGAUUUUAUGGAAGAAGAAAUCUCUAGGACAGACCAAGAAACGUUAAAUGGAAAUGAAGACGAUUUGGCAUCAAAUUUAGUAAAUCAUGGACCUGUUGUUGUAUCAGUUUACGCUUCAGACCGCUUUGGUCUAUAUUCAGAAGGAAUUUUCUCUGACGAUACUUGUCCAAGUGACUGCUCAGAACUUAAUCAUGCAAUGGUUGCUGUUGGCUAUGGAUCAGAUGAUUUGGAUUAUUGGAUGGUGAAGAAUAGUUGGAGUGAUUCUUGGGGUGAAAAUGGAUACGUAAAAAUGAUACGAAAUAGCAACAACAACUGCAAUAUUGCCUGUGAAAUCGAUUUUGCAACCGUUGGUGAUGGUCCUAGUAAGAAUAAUAAGUAUAAGGUUAAACAUGUAGGACAUCGUAAAAAAAGCAAAGUCCCCAAAAAAGUUCAGUAAGUUUUUCUUUUAUCUUGUCUUGUUUUAAAAUAGUAAGGAGUUGUUCAUAAAUGAUGUACAACUCUGAGGGAGUGGGAACUGACGAACUCGUUAAUAUAAGACAAAGGUCAAAUAAAAUAUUACAUUUUAUAUUGAACA
This is a messenger RNA of Chironomus riparius, 2189 nucleotides long. The record is from the annotation of a GenBank genome assembly. Lineage: Eukaryota; Metazoa; Arthropoda; Insecta; Diptera; Chironomidae.